Molecule: messenger RNA, 648 nt
Organism: Racocetra persica
Lineage: Eukaryota; Fungi; Glomeromycota; Glomeromycetes; Diversisporales; Gigasporaceae
Source: the annotation of a GenBank genome assembly
AUGCAAAGUUCUAUUCAAGAUUUGACAAAUUCUUUUGCUUUUACUCAAGAUUGGUUUUCGUUAAAAGUUGAGGAAUUUCCUGACGGCCUAAUAUGUAAAAAGAGUUCUCAAAAACCUUCUUUAUCCCUCAACAUAGGAUCUUUAGAAAAAUUAUCGAAUCCACAUAAACUUCCACUUGUUCCCGCAACUACACAUCCCCUUAAUCAUCAGAUUACAUUGUCACCUAUAACACCUACAUUCUUUAGAAAAUUUAACAGUAACAUUUUACAUAUUACAAACCGAAAAAAUGAUAGUGAACAGAUUCAAUCCGUUCAAACACAAGAUAAAGAUAUAGAUUUAACAAAAUGCUAUAGCCCAUUAGAUCUAAGUAUAACUGAGGUAAUGUGUAGAGAAAAAGAUCGAAAAGAACCCGAAAAGAAAAAAGUUAUUGUGCAUAUGAUCAAACCUUUUGAUACUUUAGCUGGUAUUGCCCUGUCUUAUGGAAUAGAGAUAUCGAUUCUUAAAAGGGUAAACAAAUUGUGGACUAACGAUUCAAUUCACAUGUACAAAUAUUUAUAUAUUCCUUUGGAUGAUUGUACAAUAGUUACAGACAAGGCAGAUAUUAUUCCAUUUGUCCCUUUAUUUAAUGGAUUAGGCACUUGCGGCUAG